GCUCGGCAACAAGAAGUUGGCCCAGGAUUUGCCGGCCAGCAGUUGCGCAACUUUAUUUAUUGAGGUAGGCACCACGAUUAUCUGCGAGAUGCUCGGGCAUCUGAGGAGCUUGUUCCGGAGGGCUGAAAGCGCGCAGUUCAAAGUUCAAAGAUGCCCGGUCAACCGGUUUGUAUCUGGACCAGCCUGUCUUCGCCUGGACCUUGGGAUCAUCUUCUCCGGUGGACUGGCAUCCGCAUCUCCUCGAGAUCUUCUCGGCGGGACGUUGAUCACUUGGCCAGUCAGUUGUGUUUGAACUUUCAUUCGGUCGCGUCGCGUUCGCUGUUGUUCAUUUCUUUUUCGGGCUUUGGUUAUUUGUUGAGCCGAAAAGAUCUGAUCGCUUGUUUUUCGUUUUUGUGGGAUUUCUGUUAAUUUUUGAUAUUGUUAAAAAAGAACACUGUUUUUGUUAAAUUUUCGUUAAAUAAUCGUUUUUUAAUUUAUUUGUGUUUGAUAUUGGGUUGAAGCUUAUUAAGCAUACUUAUUUUGCAUCAAAAAGACAUUCCUUGAAAUCCCACCAAACGAAGAAUAGAUUACAGCUGAAAUUCCAAUUUCACACAAAAUUCUUCCCCUAUCAACCAAUGCAAUCGAUUAUCGUUGGGACUUGGCUUUGAUUGUGCGAGUUUUUCAGUCAGUUAAAAAGUGUGUACUUGAGUUUGGCCCUUGAAAAGCUUGCACCAUGGAGCACUCGAAUGGCAGUCGCAAGGGGAGUAGAGAUCAGUCCGACCCACCUCAACCACAGUCCUCGGGGACGAUUCCCCCAUCGGAAAGCUGGAGCGGCAAGAGGAAGCUCUAUGCCAUCGAUGAGCGCGAGGAGAGUUCCCCGGUGACUGUGGGCAAGGCGGAGGCGGAUCUGGCCUACGAUGCGGAUGUGGACGAGCUGGUGGAGCAGCCGACAGGUGAGCGCGAGAUCAUCUACGAGCUGUUUCAGCCAUGGGCCCUCAGCACAUACGGCGAUCAGGCCAAGACCAAAACGAUUACGCUGCGCAAAAAGGCGCGGAUUCUGAAGGCCUUGGAGGGCAAGGAGCACAGUCGUCCGGACAGCUCCAAGUUCCGCUUCUGGGUGAAGACAAAGGGUUUCACCACCAACCGACCUGAUGGCUUUGAAGAAGCUCCCGGCAGUCGACGCCGAUUGAAACCUCUUCCCAGUUCAGCCAUUUUGUCGGAUAAUCCCGGCGAUGUGGAUCUCUUUGCCGCUUCCACCAGCAAGGGUUUCGGUCGCCGAACUUAUCGCAAAGUGGCUUGUGUGGAGGAGUUCUUUGACAUCAUCUACAAUGUCCACAUGGAACUGGGAGGCCGCAGUGGCAUGCACGCGGGUCAAAAGCGCACCUACCGCAUUAUAACCGAAACUUAUGCGUUUUUGCCCCGCGAGGCAGUCACCCGCUUCCUGACCAUUUGUCCCGAGUGCAAGAAGAACCUGCGACCCUCGUCGCCGUCGGGAGGCGGAAAGGACUCCGAUCUGGCAGGAAACGAAAGCUCCUCGGAAGUGGAGACCUAUCUGAACUACUCAUCGCACACGGAGAGUUCUUUGGAGGCGGGACCCACGGCAAAGCGCCGCCGGCACUCGAGUGCCGAUCUAAAGGCCUCUUUGCCAGCGGUUGCCGGUGGUUCUGGCCUCGGAGUGGGCGUGGCUGGGGUCGGCACCGGCCUGGCCAGCAGUUCCAGUGCCAGCCAGCUGGAUGUCCUGGGGACAGGACCGCCGGCGAGCCCCAAGCCACCACAGGCGGUGCAGGCGGCUGUUGAUACCACGCCGGUUAGCGUGGCCAAAAUCCGGGUGAAGGCCCAGCUGCAGCGUCCCUCCAGUCCAGCAGAUCAGUCCCUAGUCGAACCCAAACUAAAUCUAAGUCCUACUCCCCAAACUCAAUCCCAAUCUCAGUCCCAGAACCAGAACCCAACCAAUCCCCAAAGCUUUGAUGCACAGCUGCUGAAGUCGCGGGAUAAUCUACUGCGAUACUAUGACUUCAUGCGGCGCUUCUAUGCCGGCGAACCGGUUUUAGCGCCGCCUCUUUACGGCAGCAGCCUGUUGCAGAGCCUCAGCUAUCCAACCACCACCUCGACAACCCCUACGACCCCUUCUGCCACCACCUCAGUCCCUGCAAAGAUGCUGGCCCCUCCCAAGGCGGCCACUCCGCCACCCAAUCCUUCGAAAAUCAAGACCUCACCUGACAGUUCGAUGAGGGCACGCUCACCGGCGCCUUCAACAGCCCCGAAUACCGCCACCGCCGCCAAGGAUAACACCCUCACACCGAUCAAUCUAACGAAAUCUAUAUUUUCCAGCCUGAAAGCCGGACAGCCAGCUUCCACAUCGACUCCAGUUCCGCUCAAGCUGGAGCUGCCCAGUCCGCCGAAACCGCUGCCCGAACUUCGGAUUCCCCAACUGCGAGGCAUUCCUCCGGCGGAAUUGUCCCUGCCGCUGCCACCGUUGGACUUGGAGCGAUUGAAGCCCAUCACCUCGACCUACUUGCAACUAACGCGCAGCAUGGGACUCAGCGAUGAGGAUGCCUUGCGAUUCGACAAUCUGUUUCUCUUUUCUCUGACAUGCUUGGCUUAUAAAUGUAACCCAACUAACGCAAUGCUAACGAGCGAGAAAGACAAUGACAGAAAAACACUCUUGUCGGCCGAACCAAUACCACCACGCAAUCAGCCACACGAACAACUACUACCAACAAAUCAUCCAUAGCCACAAUGCUUUCGGCCACCAAAUGCGUUUUGCAAUGAGCUGCGCACAAAAUUAUGCAAUAGUUUUUUUACGUAUUUUAAUCAUUCCGCCGUGAAAUUCCAAUUGAAUUUCUCGUUCCCGCUUCCCUUUUGUGCUUUGGUUUUUUAUAAUUUUGAUCUCUUAAUGCUUGAAUUAUUUUUGGCUGCAAUUAUUUUUUGUCUGCUAAAAUUAUGUUGUUAACCAUGCUUAGUCCACUAAUGUUAUUAUUUUAAUAUUAUUUCGUUGAUUUUUAUUAUCGCAAUUUUAUUUUUCCUUUCUUUUUAAUUUUUUACAGCUCAGUUGUUAGCGAAAACAAAAAAAAAAUGUUGUUAUAAAUUAGCUAUACAAAACUAUUAAUGCUUUUUUAAUUAAUUUGGCCAACGAUCUGAAAUAAAGAAUAUUUAAUUUCCAAAAUGUAUGUAUGCGAGUAGUUUUUGAAUAAUUUAGAGAGCUUUGUAGUUGCUUAUAUAAUUAUAGGUGCGAAUAUUGUUACAGGUAAGUCAACGAAUCA
Molecule: messenger RNA, 3242 nt
Organism: Drosophila ficusphila
Lineage: Eukaryota; Metazoa; Arthropoda; Insecta; Diptera; Drosophilidae
Exons: 5
Coding region: 713-2713 (666 amino acids)
Source: RefSeq, a predicted model, not a curated record